Messenger RNA from Rubroshorea leprosula, 3592 nucleotides. The record is from the annotation of a GenBank genome assembly. Lineage: Eukaryota; Viridiplantae; Streptophyta; Magnoliopsida; Malvales; Dipterocarpaceae.
AAUUUUACCUAGCUCAAUUUGUAGCGAAGCCCUGCUGAAAUCGCGAGAGCACUUCGUCUUCCGAGCUGACGGUUGCAGAGAUCGUGAUAUUUGCUAGCAUUUUCUCAAGUGUUAGACUUCGUCGCAGAAAACCAGUGAAGACUGAUAGCAAAGAUGUCGUCUGAAGGAACACUAAGUGUUGGAGGAGAAGAAGGGGUGAGGGACGUGACUUCGAGCUCCGUCUCGACUUCGAGCUCGAGUGGGGGAAGUGGGGGUGGGACCCCAGUUAGUGGGGGAAAUGGGGGUCAAGAGGGUAGCCUUGUCCCAACCAACAUUUUAAAGGUUGGUGACAAUCGGGGAAGGUGUUAUGACGAGAGUGACGAGGUGGUGGGGUAUGAGUCGUGCUGGAGGUGCAAGGGGGAGCUGGGGCACUUAGUGGAGAACUAUAGUAUCCCACCCUAUGUGCUGGACGAGGUUAAGAGGUUGGAAAGGGAUGGGGGGGAGAUGGCGAACAUAAUGUACCUCACCAAUCCAGAGGUGGUGGAGUCGUCUGGAAUCUAUGGGAGGAGCUCGCUGAGCAGAGAAGAGAUGAAUCGUUUGAGAGCUGGGGGCAAACCAGUGCGACUUCCGGAGAAGAGGUCAAGGGCCUCAGCCCCGGGUGCUCAAGAGGAGCGAGUUGGGGGUGAGGUAUCAAGGCCUCGAGCUGAGGUGGGGCCCAGCUCUGAGCCCAGGAGGGGUAUAACUGAGGAGGUCAUCGCCCGAAAGAGGCCAAGGGUGGAGGAGGUGCAGCCUCUGCAGAUUGAGGCCCCGGUCGAGUUCGUACCUCGGCCAGCCCUAGUGCAGAUCAACCCGGAACUUCAGGUAACUGAGGUGGUGGUGCUUGGCAGGGGGAAGAGCUCCGUUCCCUACUCCAGGCAGGUGGCCAGCUUCUACGAUUCGGGGAGGACGGCUGCAAAGCGCUUCAUUGGCGCCCACUUCCCCGAGGUGGACCUGCAGAGUGCAAAGGAUGAGGUGGCUGCCAAUGGGGGGUUUGGGGUAGUUCGGCAGGCCCUGGAGACCGCAAAUUUGGUGAAUGCAAUGGCGGUUGAGUUCUUUAACUGCCUCCAAGAGCAGAUUGCCUUGGUGAAAAAGAACGAAGAGCUCAGCCGCCAGAAGGAGGAGGCGAAGAAGAACUUCAGUGAACUGACCUCGGAGUUGGAGAGGGUCAGGGAGGACUUGAGGUCAUUGAAGGCAGUUUGGCACUUUGAGGUCCAUUCAAACUUCUUGGACUUCCCUGCCUCGUCUUUAUGGGCGACGGAUCUCAGGAUUUUGAAGAACGGCAGGCAUUUUUCUACAGACUUCGAUACAAACCUGUGCAGAGCUGCGAUUCUCCCGGCUAAGCGCUGCACGUCCUUAAUUGACUUUGGGGGCUUCAUCUCUUCUAUCGCCUUGAUUUUCUCAGGGUUAACUUCGAUCCCUCUCCUGGAGACCAUGAACCCGAGGAAUUUGCCAGAUUCAACACCAAAGACACACUUGGCUGGGUUCAAUCUAAUGCGGUGUGUUCUGAGGUUGUUAAAUGUUUCUGCCAACUCGGAACACAAUCGUCACCAUCUUCUGGUAUGUGGCCCCGGCGUUCUUGAGCCUGAACGGCAUCAUUACAUAGUAGUAGAUCUCGUCGCCUGCGUAGAAAGAGGUCUUCACCUCGUCUUUGAGGGCCAAGUGGACCUGGCGUCUUUUCUGGGCUACGAGCUUCUUCAAGGGAAAGUCAAUGAGCUCUACCCGGUCUUUGGAGCUCAGCUUGGUGCCGAUCUUUGUCUUUUUAGUGGGAUCAUUGUCGUCAAGCCGCACCUCCUCCACCUCUUCUGCCGGAGUGGCUCUAGCUUCGCCUUUAGGUCGGGAGACCAAAGUCAUGUAGCAGUGCCGGGCUAUCUCUUGAUUUCCCCUCAACGUCGCCACGCCCGUGGGGGUGGGAAAUUUCAGGCAGAGAAGGGCAAGUUCGAGGCCAAGGCUUUCGAAGCAGUGAUAGUACAUGAUGUCCAGAGCACUUCUUGUGUCUACAAGGACGCGCUGAACUUCGCAAUUAUUGACUAUGACCGAGGUGACCAGCGGAUCAUUGUGUGUGUGACAACACCAUCAAAAUCAGCGGAACUGAAUGUUAUGGAGGGAGUGGAGGUGGUGCUUGUUGAUAUCCAACUCCAAGUCGGUUGUUUGCAUCUCGAGAUGACUGAGCUAAACCCUCAAGCUCGGACUUCAAGCUGUUGCAUUCCUCCAUGGUGUGCCCGUGAUCCUAGUGGAAAUCACAAUAUCUGCUCUGAUCUCUUGAGGCGGGUUAAACGGAGUCCAAGCAACUUGCUUUGCCAUAGGCUGUGGGGUAGGUACUGGAGGUCUGUCCAGCUUAGACAGGGCAUAUUCCUCAGCUUGGAUAAAUUUCUAGGAUCUUUCAUUGGCUUCAUCAAACGUGGAAGGGGCGUGCUUUAUGAGGCUAUCUCGAAACCUCUCAUGCUUGAGGCCUUGGGGCAGAACUUAGCUGAACCGGGAUUUGGGGGCUUCGAUUGUCGGGCACCACUUGUUCUAAGUGUGGUUGGUUGGGAAGAUCUGAGACAGCCGGUUGGGAUGGUUGCCGAGGUUGAGGGGGUGGUGCAGGGUAGGAUGUGGGGUUCUCGCGGAGGAGCUGAUCUCUUCCGUGCCCUUGCUGGGGACUUCCGUGACGGCGCCAAUGUAGUUGCAGAAAACUGGGAGGUACUCCGAAUCUCAAGUCUUCACUUCGGCUAUCCUGCAAGGCCCCAAGGUUGGUUCUCGGGGCCUUCAGGGGGAUGUACACGUGUCGAUCCCUCCGAGAAACCCAGGCAACACGUGUCAAACAUCACAGGAGCUUCACAUGAGGGGUUUGCUUGUGUACGAAACUACUGUGGAGUGGGAGCAGAGGGGACGAGCUUGAGCCCGACAGAGCUCGUCGUCCUACGAUCGAAUCGAGGUGACUAGAUGUCGGGAGCCGCUCCAGGUGUCCGAGGUUGCGUAUCUUGGGCAGCUACGAAGUACGCGACUUCGGACUGGCAACAUGCUUCAUCUCAUGACCUCUGAUUGUCUACGUACCUAUGAUACCUCAUGACCUCUGUCAACCCACAUACCUCUGAUACCUCAUGACCUCUAUCAUACCACAUACCUCUGAUACCUCAUGACCUCUGUCUACCACCACUACAGUCUCCAUGCAGUGAGCUUAGUUUGAAAAGGACCUCAUGGCUACCGAACAACAAGCUCUGGUCUAUAUUGGGCAGUAAAACUCUAGAAAAAUUUAGCCAAACAUAGUUUGUGUUCAGUGGAUUCCCAACAAGUAGCUAUAUAGUUGAGGUUUCAGUCCUUGUGGUUGCUUGAUUUUGUCUAUGAUUCCUUUGUUAUUUUUUGUUGAUUCGGUUGAAAGAGAAAAUGUGUACUAUUAAUGGAGAUGAUUACAAAGUUUUUCUUCUUUGUUCUUUUUUGUUCUUUUCCUUGUGUACUAUUAAUGAAGAUGGUUACAUAGUUUUUCUCCCUUCUUCUUUUUUGUUAUUUUCCUUCUUUCCCUUCUCUAUUUUCCCUUUUCAAUUUUGAGCAAUCGUUUUAGUGGGUUCUUCAAUUUGAAUAAAAAACGUGAAUUUUA